Hydra vulgaris (swiftwater hydra) is the source of this 761-nucleotide messenger RNA. Lineage: Eukaryota; Metazoa; Cnidaria; Hydrozoa; Anthoathecata; Hydridae. The record is from RefSeq and is a predicted model, not a curated record.
ACACAUAAAGAAUACAUGGAAAGAUCACUAAAUAUAGGUAGAAUGUAUGAUCUUUAUAAAAUAUAUUGUGAUGAAAAUGUCUCUCCUCCAGCAAAAGAACAUAUGUAUCGUUAUAUCUUUAAUCACGAGUUCAAUAUAGAAUUUCAAAAACCGAAGAAAGAUUUAUGUGACACAUGCUAUGAGUAUCGCAACAUUGUUAAUGCAAGCAAUGAACAAACAGAUAGUUAUAAUAAGCACAUAAAAUCAAGGAAUGAUACCAAAACUGAACGUGAAAAUGAUCGCCAAAAUGUUGAUUCUAAAACUGCAAUUGUUUGUAUUGACCUUGAAAAUGUUUUAAAUUUGCCUAGAGCUAAUGUGGGAAACUUUUAUUACAAACGAAAACUUUCAAAUUAUAACUUAACUGGUCAUUGCUCGCUUAACAGGAAGGGUUAUUGCAUCCUUUGGCACGAAGCCAUGACUGGUCGUGGAGGAAAUGAUCUAGCCUGUGCUGUAACAUGUUUGCUUUUGAAAAUCAUGGCUGACCUUGACAUAAAUAAGUUCAUACUUUGGUUCGAUUCAUGUGUACCACAAAACCGCAAUAGUUUCAUGUCAGCAGCUUUGUGUGAAUUUAUAAUACGAUACCCACAAAUAAAAAUCCCUCUCUGCUGCAGAAAUAUUUAGUCCACUUGGGCUAGAAAGAGCUAUUAAAAAUGUAAACCGUAAAAAACCUUUCUGUGUUUACCAAAUGCAAUUAGGAGAUAUAAAGAAUUUUUCAGUUGUCG